AUGGUAUAUGCUAUUGGCACUAGUGGUCUUCCUUCACUACUUAGCUCUGUUGUGCUUUUAUGGAUUCUUGCUUCAUCUAGUUUUGGCAUUGGGUAUGGCCAAAAUGGUAAUCUUAGUGUACUUGAUUUUGGUGCCUCCGGCGACGGCGUAGGAGAUGAUACCCAAGCUUUCUUGAAUGCAUGGAAGACACUUUGUACGACUGGCCAAACCCUAACUAUUCCUGCGGGGAAGACCUUUGUACUCAAACCUCUUCAACUUGUAGGUCCUUGCAAAUCCAGCAGUGUUGUAAUUCAGAUUGAUGGGAAUAUUGUUGGUCCAUCCACUCUUAGCGAAUGGGCAGACGUGUGCAAAAUGGGACAGUGCUGGCUAUGCUUCCAAAACGUGAAGGGCCUCGUCAUCAAAGGGGGAGGACUUAUAGAUGGCAAGGGUUCAAUUUGGUGGAACCAAAAAACCCAAUCCAUAAAUGAAGAGACUAAGCUGAGUUGCGGAGCACCCACGGCUUUACACUUCCACAAAUGCGACCAACUUCAAUUAUCUGGAUUUACUUCCCGUGAUAGUCCGAGAGCUCAUAUAUUUAUACAUAGCAGCAAUGAUGUGCGUAUCUCAAACAUUCAUUUGAAUGCACCGGAGAAUAGCCCAAAUACUGAUGGCAUCGGCAUCUCUUUAUCAAGCCAAGUAACCAUACAAGACUCUUCCAUUGGAACUGGUGAUGAUUGUAUUGCAAUUAAGGGAGGGUCCUCUUUUGUAAACGUAACUCAUGUGACAUGCGGACCGGGUCAUGGUUUCAGUGUGGGUAGUUUAGGACAAGCUCCAGCUACUCCAGAUAAAGUCGAACAAGUAUACUUUCAAAAUUGUAUAUGUGACAAAACGAUGAACUGCGCAAGAAUCAAAACAUGGAUGGGAGGAUCUGGGAAUGCUAGGGCGAUUUUCUUCGAACAAAUGACCCUUAAACAGUCAAAUAAUCCUAUUGUGAUUGACCAACACUACUGCGAUGGUGCAGCUAAUUGCCAAGCUAAGACUGGAGCGGUGAAAGUUAGUGACGUAACUUUCAGUGGCUUCACUGGAACUUCAGCAAGCGAGCAAGCAAUAACACUGAAUUGCUCCGACUUGGGUUGCACCAAUAUUUUGAUGGAUCAUGUCAUCCUAACCUCCGCAAUCGGAAAACCACUUCAUUCUGUAUGCAACAAGGCCAGUGGGAAAGCUAGUUUUACUUCACCUCCCGUUCCUUGUCUGUCGUCGAAGCAAUCCCUGCAGUCACCAACAAUUGCACCAAUCUCAAUCACACAUUAA
This is a messenger RNA of Rosa rugosa (rugosa rose), 1290 nucleotides long. RefSeq names its product probable polygalacturonase At3g15720. The coding region runs from base 1 to 1290 and encodes 429 amino acids. Gene Ontology annotation, molecular function: polygalacturonase activity. NCBI's taxonomy places the organism in Eukaryota, Viridiplantae, Streptophyta, Magnoliopsida, Rosales, Rosaceae. The record is from RefSeq and is a predicted model, not a curated record. Gene Ontology annotation, biological process: carbohydrate metabolic process. The transcript is spliced from 10 exons.